AGGUGGCACUAAAUAGCCAUAAGAUUGUUUAGUAAUUCUUCAAUUUCUUGUUUUUUAUGCCUUCUGAACAUAAUUGCGAGAUUCGACUUUGGAGUUCGAGUUUUGGAGAAGUCGAUGGCAUCCUGAACAAAAAAGCUAGUAUUUGUUCUAGCAAUGUCCUUAAUCUUUCAGGUAAGUUCCUGUGUCCUGAACCGUGUUUCCCGUUGCCUUGGCUUUUGUUAGCAUACAAGGUGGUUCCGAGUUUCCCUAUGGCGGAGAAAGGAAAGAGGCCGAUCGAGGAAGAAGAAGAUAUCUUGAAUUUGAUAGACUUUGACAUGCCCGAGGAAGAAGAGAAACAAGACAACUUAUCCCCAGUUGAGCAGCAGCAGCAGCAGCAGCCUGACCAUGGAAUGAAAGUAAAACUAACAAUGAAAACUGCCAUUCCCUACCGGGUACCGGUCCACAGUGAGGCCGUUGAGAACGCAAAGGCAAUCCUCAGAGAAAUGGAGAGCAAGGAUGGUUUUUUUGCAAAGUUCCUGCGCAUGAAUGGGAUUGACCCGCAGAAUCCUCAACAAGCAGGGGAAGCUCUGUGUAAUCCCACUGGGAACGCCAACUCAAACAGGGCAAAUCGUGCUCUGAAGAUCAAGGACAUCUCGGGCAUGCCUCUUAUCCCAGGGACGAGGGUCAUUCCCCCGGGAUCUAAGAGAGCUGCCCAACUUGAAAAUCUAUUAAAGAUCUAUGCCGAAAACCCGGAGCGUGCCAAGAGGAUUGUGGUCAAUCGAUUGUCCGCUCUGAGGGUCAGGGAGAAAAGUCAGAUGUAUAAGAACAUGCUAAAGCAGAAAAUCAACACUCUAAAAGCUGAAUCCUACGUGCUAUCGCAGCAGUUACAGCUAGCACAGAAAAAUAGCAGUGCCCUCAAAGCAGAGAGCGCUUUGCUGAAAGCUCAAAUGGAAAAUAUUCAGCAGCAGAUUCAGGUGCAGGACGUUCUGAAUGAGGAAAUAAGCAAUGAGAUCGAGUUCCUGAGAUUAAUGACAGGACCAGUGCCCAUUAUUUCUACGGAGAGUGCACUCUUAUCUGCACAGAAGCUUUGGACACAGAUACCCGACUCUCAACAUCACCAAACUGAGCAGGGGCAAAACCGGGAAACUACCAUGACCCCAGAAGUCAUGCCUGAUGCAAGGAUUCCAGGAGCUGCACAGUUGGACGUGUGAUGUGGCUCGGGAUUGGACGCUGCCUCUUUGGCUCGAUCAAUUUGAAUACAUAUAUUGGUAGUUGUGUGGAGAUGGACUAUUAGUUUAUUAGUGUGUACUCCCCUCUUGGUUUGUUAUAUCGAUGUAUCUGCAAAUGGUGAAUAAGGUACUCUUUCUUUUAAAUAAAUAAACAAG
Punica granatum (pomegranate) is the source of this 1364-nucleotide messenger RNA. Lineage: Eukaryota; Viridiplantae; Streptophyta; Magnoliopsida; Myrtales; Lythraceae. The record is from RefSeq and is a predicted model, not a curated record.